AUGAAAAGAACAUUAGCACUCAAAGAAUUGAAUCCAUGUUUAACAUGUUCGCUUUGUGAUGGUUAUUUAGUCAAUGCAACGACUGUGGUUGAAUGCCUUCAUACGUUCUGCAAGUCUUGUAUUGUUAAGCAUCUAGAAGAUAGCAAUAAUUGCCCAAAAUGCGAUAAUGUCGUCCAUCAAAGCCAUCCAUUACAAUAUAUCAGCUACGAUCGAACUAUGCAAGAUUUAGUUUAUAAAUUGGUUCCUGGAUUGCAAGAACGAGAAUUAGAGACAGAGCGAGAGUUCUAUGAAUCAAGAGGGUUAAGAUGGCCUAAAAAGCGAUUAAGCGAUUCUGAGAAUGAAAAUUCACCUGCCAAAAAGAAUAAAUCCGCUAAUUCAUAUUCUAAUGAUGCAUGCGAUUAUCAUCGAGCUGAUGAACAAAUUGCUAUUAUUCUGGAAUGCAAAAAAUCAAAUGGUUACAAUCUUGAUCAAUUGCAUCGAAAAUUUUUACUUUGUUCCGUGCAAGCAACAGUAAUGCAUUUAAAAAAGUUUGUAGCUAAAAAGUUACAAAUUAGCAAGCCUUACGAGUUGGAGAUUCUAUGCAAUGACGAAAUAUUAGGUAAAGAUCAUACAUUGAAAUUUAUAUGCCUAACAAGAUGGCGAAAUAAGGAGACUCCGCUAGUACUACAUUAUCAGCCUCGAGAAAAUUAUGAUGAUUAA
This is a messenger RNA of Trichoplax adhaerens, 699 nucleotides long. RefSeq lists its product as uncharacterized. Gene Ontology annotation, biological process: regulation of transcription by RNA polymerase II. Lineage: Eukaryota; Metazoa; Placozoa; Uniplacotomia; Trichoplacea; Trichoplacidae. Gene Ontology annotation, cellular component: PRC1 complex. The transcript is spliced from 9 exons. The record is from RefSeq and is a predicted model, not a curated record. Bases 1 to 699 code for a protein of 232 amino acids.